AUGGAUAUGGAGACGGUGGAGGAGGUCGUCAGGGACACACAGUAUCUCCUAUUGGGAGCAGAUUCUCGCUCGUUUCAAUUCAAAACAGAACCGCUUUUAACAGUUAGCAUAACAUAUACAAUACGGUCAAAUUCUGAGCUACAGCAUGUGCAAGAUAUAGUUCAGCUUGCCCUUAUAAUAAAGAAACUGUCCCUACAACCGUUAACUGUUUUCAAGUCGGACGUUCAUGCUGCCUUCUUGGAUAACAUUAAUGAAAUUGUACGGUGUUUUCAAACAGAGUUGGAUGAGAUUUAUACAAAUAACAAACCCACUUCGCUCUUGGAAGUUAACUGUAAACUGACAGAUUGGUCAGUCAUCUUUAAGCAUAUCUACUGGCUUAAUAUUAGAUGCAGCACCUUAAAUGCGAGUGAUUUCUUAUCACUACUCUUUGAGUAUUCAUUACAUGGAGAUACUCUAAUUGCAGAUCAUUCUUUGAGAAUUUUCAAUAGUUGUAAGAAAAAUUAUUUCGACUUGAUCCAGUCUUGGGUUUUGAAAGGUUCCUUUGAUUCCAGUUGUAUAGAUGAUUCCUUUUUCAUUACCAAAGAGAAAAAGUUUAAUUCUUCUAAAGUACCCUCGUUUAUUACCAAUGAAUUCGCCUUAAAAGUAUAUCAUAUAGGUAGGGCAAUUGAUUUUAUCCAAAACUACUUACACCAUGAAGAAUGGGUUAAUGAUUAUUAUUGUUACUAUUGUUCGGAAGAUUUCAAUCAAAUUAAUGUCGAAUUAUUAUACAAGUUUGUCAUUGAUCAUUUGGAUGAAUCAAUUUUGACUGAUUUCCAAAAUGAGGUUUCUUAUUUGAACAGGUUCCUUUUAUUUAAUCAGGGUGAUUUGAUUAAUGCAAUUAUAGAGAAAGGUACCCUGGUUCUGAACAAACAAGCAUCAACUUUGUCAAGUUACCAAUUGAUUGAUUUGUUGAAAGAUUCUAUUGAUAUUUGUUCAGUUUCUUGCAAUGUUCCACCUGAUGUUUAUAAUAGAAUUGAUGCUAGACUACUUAAUAUCGAUAUAGAUACCUCAAUUGGUUGGGAUUUGUUUACAUUGGAUUUUAAACUUAUACCUCCUAUCCAAUAUAUCGUCUCUAAAUCAUAUAAAGAGUAUUUGCGUGUUUUUAAUUUUUUGCUCAAAAUUAAACAUUUAAGACGUCAAUUAUCUUUAUCUUGGAAGAAGUCUAAUUUUAAUUACAAAAAGUCACCACAUUCAGUCCACAAUCUGAAAAAUUACCAACGCAAGUUUAAUUUAAUCAGACAUCAAUUUAUUUCAUUUAUUGAUACCAUAUUUUCUUACAUUGAAAAUGAAAUUCUAAUUGUGAAUUUCAUAAUUUUCCAACAGAAUCUGACUCCGACUAGAAUUAAUUUGAGAAAUGGCAAACUAUUACCAGUUGGAGAUUCUAUGCUCAACUUGGAUGAUCUCCAGAGGAUCCAUAAUGAUUAUAUAUUGUCCAUUUCAAGAUCAGACCUCUUCUCGAAUGAUUUCAAUCAAAUUCUCUACCAAUUAAUCAUAAUUGUUCAACGAUUUGCCUCAUUAGCGAUUGAAUUCGAUCAAUCAAUAUCCGAUAUUCAUCAACUUGAGAGCUUGAAUCAAUCAACAGAUUUAUCUUCUCAUAUAUCUUCGAUAUCACUGAAAAUCGAUAAAAUAAUGAAGAAAUUGAACAAAGAUAUUGUCACUCAUUUUGAAAAUUGUAUGAACCUUUUGAUUCAAUCACUUCGAAAUUCAUCAAAGUCAUCAUUGAUAUCGUUAUCUCACAUUUUAGAAGUUUAA
Molecule: messenger RNA, 1791 nt
Organism: Pichia kudriavzevii
Lineage: Eukaryota; Fungi; Ascomycota; Pichiomycetes; Pichiales; Pichiaceae
Exons: 1
Coding region: 1-1791 (596 amino acids)
Biological process (GO): spindle assembly; meiotic cell cycle; mitotic cell cycle
Cellular component (GO): centrosome; equatorial microtubule organizing center; spindle pole
Molecular function (GO): microtubule minus-end binding; gamma-tubulin binding
Source: RefSeq, a predicted model, not a curated record